Umbelopsis ramanniana AG is the source of this 862-nucleotide messenger RNA. RefSeq lists its product as uncharacterized. Lineage: Eukaryota; Fungi; Mucoromycota; Umbelopsidomycetes; Umbelopsidales; Umbelopsidaceae. The transcript is spliced from 2 exons. The record is from RefSeq and is a predicted model, not a curated record. Bases 166 to 573 code for a protein of 135 amino acids.
GCUUGCUGACAUAAGUAUGGAAUGGGUUUGUACAGUAAGCAAGCCGCAGCUCAAAAAAAAUCUGAACUUUUGAACAUUAUUGUGACUGUGGAAAUAAGGCACGUACCGCUUUUUGCAUGGUGGACUCAACCAUCCUCGUUUUCCCAUCGUAGGUUCUAGCAAGCGAUGGAAUCACCGCAAAUCACUUUGUCGCCUAUCGAGGAAGCACCUUCCUCUCCUCUUCUUUCAGAACCCACUAGGAAAAGGAAGAAUAAAGACCGCCCUACGCAUCGCCCUCAACUUUCUAUACCACAGCCAAUAUAUACCAGAAGAAUGACGGUGCACAUGCCGGAAACAGCGCCAGACUCAACCUACUUAUGGGGAUAUGCUCUACUGGCUGGAACAUUUACAACUUUUGUAGUUACGGUUUAUGCUACGGUGGGGACUUAUUUUGUGCCCUACACUGGAAUUUGGAUACUUGACGCCAUCAAGGACGAUGACUACUAUUGCCUUUUGAUCCCAAUUACAUCCAUAGUCAGUAUAUAUUUUAUUGUGUGGAAUUGGAUGGGGAUGAAGUUCUUCCGGCAUAACUGAACUUCAAGGCAUUGAAUUACAAACAAAUCGAUACCGCACACGACGUUUUGUCGUAAUUUUUACACCCUGUAAUUGUACUGUACAAAAUAAAUAACAAUGAAGAUAGACAAAAAGUAUAACCAACUGUUCAGAAGGAAGGCAGUCAUUUAAAUAACAGCAUGCUUUACGUCUCAGAAGAGAUUUAUCCAUUGACAUUCAUCAUUGUGUUAGCUAUACAAGUGACUCGAGUAAUGCUAUAAAUCGUUCGAGCGACUCUAGCGACUCAAAGUCACUGAGAAGGCAAUUCGCC